CUCAAAAUCUUCUCGAGUGGCGGCUAUGAUCUCCGUCCGCUCCCUUGCUCCGUGGAUGAAAACCGCUCGUGGCAUUAGCGGGAACGCAGCUCUGACCGAGUCGUCCUCGUGGUUGCCGCCGCUGGUUCCUCCCACCGCCCCUUCUGGAGCCGUCGCAUCGCCCAAUUCUGGGGCUCCGACCAUUCGAGUCACGGUACCGCGUCCUGCAACAACAGUUGCAACACGACCGACAGCCCCGCCGUCUGCGCCGCUGGCUGGGACACGAGGUGCUCGCGAUGUGGGAGUUGGUCGUUCCACGCCAGCCAAGGAGCCCCCGCCUCUGAGGGAUGGUGUGGGCUCUGCAGCAUUUGACAAGGAGAGCACACGUGCAUUUAUUGAGAGUCGCAGGUGGGGGGGGAGUGCCGGCAGUUCAGCGCCCGCGCUCGCCCCUGUUUUCAGGAGUGCUAGACAGUCAGAUGCCGCACGGGGUGGUACUGCGGUGGCACCUGGCGCAUCACCCCGCAGUUCGUCGGAGCACCCCUGGCUGCCACCGCCACCGUCGAGAGCGGCGCAGCGUCCAGUGGUCCACCACGCUCAUGGAACCGUCCAUCCGGAUCAGUCAUACGCACCUGUAGAUGCUCGACAUUCUGCUUCCGUGCCUCGUUUCGGGGAACAGGUGGAUCAUGGGGUGCCUGCCGAGGAGGUCCCCGCUCCGGUGUUCGAUUCAUCGCCGACCCCUGUUCCGACAACCACGGGCGGUGGUCGGUCUGCCCCACAGCCUCCACCCGUGUUGACCGGAACGUUAGACCCUUUACAGCACAUUCGUGACCUUGCAGUCGCCCAAAGCGCGACACCUGUGAGCCCUGGCGGGUUGUUGGAUGCUGGGGUUCUCGGCGGGAGAGCUACGACGGGACAAUGUCGGGGCACUUACAGGCAGCAAGCCGUCACGUCAUAUUAUUCGGACCCUUUGGAGCACGCAUGGCAUCUGCAAAUCAUGCGGUUCAUCGUCGAGAGCGGGAUGCCGUUCAACAGCACGAAGCUUGAAAGCUUCAAACGCAUGUUCACGAUGAUAAUCCCGCCGGGGGUUCCAGGGGCGCCCGCGCCUAGACUUCCCUCGUACCACAUGUUGCGCACGACCCUUUUGGACGAGCUGGAUGGUGAGGUCCAGAACUGUGUUCGGCCGGUGCUUGACACGUCAAGAGAGACCGGUUGCACAAUCAAGACCGAUGGUUGGACCAACAUCCGUGGUCAGACGUUGUGCAACUACCUUGUUGGUACAAAGAUCGGGGUGGUGUAUGCGUCCACCGACGUCAUGCGUGGCAAAAAGGACAUCAGCAAGAUUCUGCGACGUUACAAGGAAAUGAUUGCAUUUUGUUUAUCCGCAUGUCGUGACAUUGAUCGGGAGCAGCAGGACGCUAUUGUGGAGGUGUUCCACAGGCGGCGCACCAUGUUCAAGACCCCCGCCCACACGGCAGCCAUGCUGCUAGAUCCAGAGUUCCGGGACGCGGCGCUUUGUGACGAUGCGGAGGUGCAGCAGGCCUUGGUCGAGGCCCUUGUCCAGUUCGGCUACCCGGAGGAUUCGCCGCAGCACCGGGAGUUCCAACGAGCGGUCGCCAAGCUCCACACGAGGGAGCCCCCUUUCGAUGAGCUCACCAUGCGGCGAGCUGCGGAUAUCUUUGAUCACCCUGCCAGUUUUUGGUCCUCAAAGAAGGCGAAGUUCCCUCACACGGCCGCCGUGGAGGACGAGGCAGCCGUGGACCAGCAGCUCGUCAGAGGCACCGGUGUUCUGGCAAAGGUGACCGAGGAGGAGUUGAGCCUCGCCAGAGAGAGGAUGCUCGCCAUUUCCCGCAUGGGAGCCAAGCGUCGGGUGGCGGAGUCGGACAGGAGGCGACCCAGGGCUGGUGGUCGGGGACGUGGCGGCCGUGGACGAGCAGGUGUCGGAGGACGUACACGUGGCGAUGCGGGUUCCGCUCCUCGGACUCGGCGACAGCGGACGGAUGGUGGCAUUCGCAGGGCCCGCAUGCGUUGGGACGAGGGUGACUUCUUGUUCGACAGCACAUCCAGCGACGACGACGAUUUCUUUGCGUCGGGAACACAUGCAUCCAUGGGUGAUGAUAGAGGUGACGCUGACGACAGAGGCGAUGACAGAGGCGACGGUGAUCCUGCUAGACGAGAUGACGCGCGUCGUGACAGAGGGUUCGACGAGUUCAGCGGCGACACGGUACUGCAUCCUAGAGAGUCCGGCACUCCCGCCAUUUUUCAUGUCGGUGCACCGUGGGCGGUGGAGCAGGGGUUGGCGGAGGAGGUAGCACGGAACCGUCGUGGUGGACCGCACGUCGCAACUCAACGUAGUCUGGAAGGUUCACUAGAGGCAGCGUCUGGAGAUUUUUUGGCGCAGGGGGGUCAUGGUUCGCAGUUGUUAUCGGACGGCGUGUCAUCAGUCCAUCCACCAGAGGAGGGCCCGCAGCAAGAGCCACAUCGAGGCCCAGCGGAGACUUUAGAGGCGAGACCUCCCGUAGUUAUCCGCUCGGACGGAGGCGAGGGCGUGAGCGAGGAUACAGCGCAGCCAGGGAGCGCAGAUGGUGGACGGUCCUUCAGGGGGGGCAUCGAGCGCAGAGGGUCAUCGACCGCACACCCCAGCAUUGUCAGGCCCAGCACACAUGACGUUGGAGACGGGCACACAGAUGAGCCUCGACCGCAUUUGACGGGGAUGCGUGACAUUAUGUGUCCACCACCCUCACGCCCCUCUGCCGCUGAUCCUGCCGCCCACGGGCAGGCCACGUCGAGCGCAUUGCCUACGAGGUCUUUCUACGACGGUGCGGGCAUGGACCGGAGGGCGGGCGAUAUCGGACAGACAUCAGCAUAUGGACCGGCAAAUGUGCCCGCGGGGGUGCGAUCGAUCGGCAACGUCGAUGGCACUUGUCAUGAUUCCACGAGAGCUUACGAGGAGCAGCAUGGGAGGCCUAUACGGGCCAAGACGAGCGAUGUCAAUGACACCAGGACGGCAACUGCGAGGCUGUCACGGGCGAGGAAGAAGGGAACAGGUGUGUCGAUUCCGUAUCACCGGCGCCGCCUGCAUCCUUUUUUCUGCAACAGGGACGAGACCGGACAGAUGCCAGCUGCCGCAGAUGGACAGGGGGGGGCGGAGGGAGGUGACAGAGUUGACGAAGCAGGUCGAGGUGAGAAGAGACGAGGCGACACGAUCAUCCUCCAUGACGACAACUCCACAGCCACUGAGGGCGGUGAGACCACAGGCGCCGACGAUCCUGAUGACUCCGAUUACGUCCCAAGGAUCCGUACAGCAGACGGAGAUGACGGCGGAGGUCGUCUCGUGAGGAUGAGGACUGGACCUGGCCCCGACCGAGAUACCUACCUGUAUGGAAAAUUCACGAGGUACAUAUCUAGCUUUGACACGCUCAUCGACAGUCCGUCCAGUGACGCCUUUCAUUGCCCCUUGUUCGCCGGUGUGAAAGGUCGAGUUGCGGCGAAGGCGAAGCGCAACCAUCGAGCACCCCAUCGGGAGGGCGCCCCGGAGACGGAGAUGGGAUCGAAAGAUGUUGUGGUCGGACGUGCCGCGUUUGCUGCAGCUGCAAGCGCUCAUGCUGGCCGCUCAUGCUGGGUCCCUCUGCUGGUGCAUGCCUUUCCUGCGAUGGUCCGGCGCCGAAAAGGCGCCACACCAGCGAAUGGUCCGGCGUCGUCAAGGCGCCAGACUAUUGGACGGUCCGGCGUCGUCAAGGCGCCAGACCAUUGGAUGGUCCGGCGUCGUCAAGGCGCCAGACCAUUGGAUGGUCCGACGUCGUUAAGGCUCCAGGCCAUCCAGGCGUCCGGCAUACCAGCAGCUCGACGCUGCUGUUCUCGCUGUUGCUGUGACAUCGAACUGAGCGUUGAUGUUGUUGUGGUUCGAGAUGCUAUGGUUGCCGAUGUUGUGGUCGGAGGUACUGCGUUUGCUGCAGCUGCAGCCGCUCAUGCUGGGUCCCUCUGCGUUUGCUGCAGCUGUGCCCCUGCCUUUCCUCUGAUCGUCCGGCGUCGUCAAGGCGCCAGACCAUCGAAUGGUCCUGCGUCGUCAAGGCGCCAGACCAUCGGGUGGUCCGGCGUCGCCGAGGCGCCAGACCAUUGGAUGGUCUGGGUUCGAGAUGCAGUGGUUGUCGACGUUAUGGUCGGAGGUGCUGCGUUAGCUGCAGCUUCAGCCGCUCAUGCAGGGUCCCUCUGCCUGCAGCCGCUCAUGCUGGGUCCCUCUGCUGGUGCAGCUGCUGUGCCCCUGCCUUUCCUCCGAUGGUCCGGCGUCGUCAAGGCGCCAGACGGUCGGAUGGUCCGGCAUCGUCAAGGCGCCGGACCAUCGAGGCGUCCGGCAUACCAGCAACUCAACGUUGUUGUUAUCGCUGUUGAUGUGGAGUCCAAAUGUGGUCGUCAAGGCGCCGGACCAUACAGGCUUUCGGCACAGCAGUUGUUGCCGCUCUUGUGUCGCACUGUUGUUGUGGCAUGUGAGCAAGGGUUCGUGUCCCGCUACACAUGUUGUGGCCGCAGUUGCUGGCGCAUCUGCCCCAAUGUCCAUCAGUCUUGCUGUGGUUCCUCUGAUGCUGGGUCCCUACCUUUGCUGGCCCUCCCGAUGGUGCGGCGUCGUCAAGGCGCCAGACCACCGGAUGGUCCGGCGUCGUCGAGGCGCCAGACCAUCGGAUGGUAUGCCGUCGUCGAGGCGCAAGACCAUCAGAUGGUCCGGCGUCGUCUCGGCGCCAGACCAUCUGCGUGCUCCUCAGGGGUCUCUACGCCGAAGGUUGUCGGAAGGGCGGUCACGUUCCAAGAGAAGUAUUGGGCAAUCGAUUGGCACCUCGGUAUGAAAGUCCCCUGUUGUGGGCCAGUUGUUUUUUUGCGGGAUGAGAGUGGUGGUUACUACCCGUGCGAGGGUAUCAAGACUUACUCGUUUGAUAAGAACAUGCCUGACGAGGAGUACAUGAGAUUCCAUCUCACGACGUGUUUCGACAUCGACGGUCAGGAGGUGCCUGACAACUACAAACUCGUGUCUCUCCACGUCGAGAAGUUCCAAGGUUACGGCACCCGCGCUGCAUCAAUGUCUCCGUUCGACAAGUCCAAGAAGAAGGAUGCGUCGCAGAUGGUGAUGCUCAGGCCGUUCGAGUUCCUCAAACGCGUUAAUUGCUAUAAGGUGUCGAACCAUAUCGCGAUGGGCCAAGCCGUUUUGCGAACUGCCGUCUUUGUGAGCUCGCCAAAGACGGUGGGCAAAAGUUGUGGGGAGCCGAAAACAUCCGCCCGUAUAAGCAAAAGUGGGGCCGCAUCGACACAGGCAAAAAGCGUGAGCAAAUCAGCUUCUCUGCUCCGACCGAAGGGUGUGUCUCCGACGCAGGCACCAUCACAUGCAGAAUAUGCGGCACGUGUUUCUUUGACUCCGCCUGGUGGGGUCACUGACCAUGAGGAUGACGACGAAAACUCAGAGGAGGACUCGCGCUUCUUCAACUCAGACGGUGGGCGGUGGCCCGAUGGCAAUGAUGCGAAAGACACGGAAGGGGACGAAGACGAACCGCGGUUCCGCGACGGUGCACACGAUGAAGAGGGACGCUUGGAGGAUGGCUUCGCCGAAGGCGAUGGUAGUGAAGGCCAAGAGGAUGGUGGUCACGAAGGCGAUGGGAGUGAAGAAGAAGAAAAUGAGGAAGCAAGUGACGAGGACGCCGCAGAACGGGAAGACAGCUACGAAGGGGGGAGCGAAGGAGAUGAGGGUGGGGCGGACGACGACGACGGCGGGAAUACAGGGUCGCAGAAAAGGCGGGAACAGUCUUCCCGUGCCACAAGUCAUGACGGUGCAAGAGAAGAUGACGAUGUGUUGCAUGGUACACAGAGGUCUGUGUGCAUGCGCAAGAGGAAAAUGAGAUGUGGGAGAGCAGAGGAAGAGAAGCAGAGACAAGCUAAACUCAUCAGCCUACAGGCCUCGACGGAGGAUUACAAGAGAUUCUUAGAGGCUCAAUCCGCUAAACCAGCAAAGGAAAAGCGUGAACGAACUCCAUCUUCGCAGAGACCGAAGAAAAAAGCAAAGGCUGAGGAGACAAAGGAAGUGGCGGACUCUGGGGAUGAAGCGGCGGGGGUCGACCCAAGACAUACAACGUCAAAGCCUGGAGAGUUUACCAACGAUACUAUCGACACCACGAGAUGCUUUUUCCUGGAAUAUGAUGAGAACGGCAAUGCGAUAGAUCCGUCUACCCAAGUGUUCGUUGAUGUAGUCAAAAUAUUGUCCAACCCUUCGGAAGGCGUGCAAUACAACCACAGGUCGUUGAACGAGAUGUUGGUCACCUCCAUCAGGGACGCAAUGAAACACCCGGAAAAGCAGAAGGAGUGGGACAGAAACACGUGGAUUCUUGGUCCUGUCGUUGAAGUGCAAAAGGAUGGCCGGAAGCAAUGGGAACGUGUGAAGCCGGAGGAGUGGGAUGAUGACAAGGUGGCCUCCUACCAUUGGUACACAGUGGCCGGCCAACAUACAGCGGAGGCAGCAAAGAGGCUGGUCGCUGCGAAAUCGUCUGCUGCAUGCAUUCUUGGAAGGCGUGGGUUGUGUAUUUUGACGAUGACCAUUUGGAGGGUGCCAGGGCAGGACGGCGUGAGACCAGUCGAUCAGGAAGGGAAAGCAGGCGAGGCAGCAGGACCGGGCCCUGCAGCGAAGACGAUGAAAGGCAAAAAAGUGUUGGUGCACUACGUCCAGUCCAACAAAAGUUCGUCGGGUUUCUAUGUUUGCAUCAAUGAUCCCCCCGCGAGCGCAUGGAAGGUGUUUCGCGAUUUCACAUCAAGGGAGAAGGAAAUGGCCCUCGAGAAAAUACUUGCGGGACACGUUGUUGUCACGAGCGGAAGGGCAUUUGUGAAAAAAGUGAUGAACAUGCAAGACCUGUACGUGGAGGUGAGAAGGGAGAGAUAUAUGGUUCGCAUGUUUAACUACAUCCUCUUCAAGAUAAAGCAGAGGUCGGAGGAGGAGUGGAAUGACAAGUUCUUCAUUGGCUACGAUACCAUAAUGAGGCGGUUUGCAUCGCGAGGGUUGACGACGGAGAAAUGGGAAGAAACCAAGUCCAAGAUCGUAGCAGAGAUGACUGUCAAUGUCCCAAAACGAUUGGGCGGUGUGGAUGAGGCGAAACUUGGAAAAGGGAAUAUCGGGGGUCACAAGGUGACGACUGCAAUAUAUAUGGAGUGUCCGUACUUUCUUAAGUUUUUCGUGCAUAAGAUUUUUGGCGCAGUUGAGCAAUUGAGGGACGAACUGAGACGGAUCAGCUCAAAUGCUCAACACAUAAUGUGGGACAAGCGCAAAGAUCACACGACAUAUCUUCCUGUCUGCAUCACACCUAUGGAUGCACUGCACCCGGUAGAAGAUUUGACUCCUGCCGUGAGAAAGCUGAGUUGUCACCUUGCAGUAUUGGACUUGGCUCCCGCAUUGAAAGUCGAGGAAACGGUGUUGAGGAAUGUCUUCAGGUGGGACGGUGUAAGAGUUCUUCCAGGGCGUUGGCGUCGUUAUAGCGAAGCAGCAUCAUCCUGCGCCCAAGUUGGGAACCUUCCGUUGAGAGGGCGCGACUCCAUGACCAUUGUGCUGCACGAUACAGACAACAACUUGAAAAAGGUCAUGGUCGCAAAGCCUCAUGGCAACACUCUCUUCGACACGCAUUACGUGGAGGAGUUAUUUGUACGAUGUACAAAAGAGGCAAUCAGCGUGCGAGGCGAUAGCAAACCUGUGUACGGGAUAUGGGAGAGGGAACCUGCAAAGAUGAAAGACUUGUGCACCUGGUUUUCGAAGGAAGGAGAAGGUGUUCUGUUACUGGGCAACGUUCAGACAGGAACAACGUGGGACUUGUUGCGCUCAGGACGCCAUGUCGUCGCAUGUGACAGUUCCUCAAACCUGAUGGAGUACUCCACUUUGUUUAUCGAUCGCCACGUUCACAAUCCGGAUAACAGGUGUCACUUUGAACGGCCGAAACCUCAACAUCGUGCAGAUCGAGACAUGUUCCUGAAGCUCGGCAAGAAGAGGGAUUCUCUGUGGAGCUAUCUUUUCUGUAAUGCACCCGCAACACCAACAGAUGCAGAUUAUCUGCACCGUAAGGUGAUAGCGAUCCAGCAUCUACAAGGAUAUCACAACGCCAAACGCAGUGCAAAUGAGAUAUUUUUGGGCCGAUGUGAACACCUGUGGUUUGAAAGGAAGCGAGUCAAAAUUGAUGCCAAGGUUUACUGCGAGGUGAUGGACGUUGGGGAGCAGUUUGACAUUAUGGACAGUGAGGAGGAAACAGAGGAUGAGGAGAUUGAUCUGCCAUUGCCGGAUGCACAUCAAAAUGCAGUGAGAGACGAAACGCCUCCGCUGUCCGCUAUGGGUGGUGAACAAGCGAUGGAGGAAGAUGUCGGCGGCACUAUCGCGAGUACCAAGCCCGAUAAUGUGAUGCGUGGAACAACGCCGAAAACAGGUGGUGCAAUGGAAGGCAGCACAUCCAAGUGCGGCAUGAAGGAAGCUACCCCAAGAUUCGUUUCGCUGGUGAGGAGAGUUCGCAAUGACAUAGAAGGAGCGGCGGACGACGAGACUCAAAAUGUUGCACGUGUAGACAAGGAAUCAGUGGACGACCAAGAUGGGAUGGACAUUGAGGAUGAUACCCUCUUUCACAUCUCGGACGACAUGGCACAUGGCUAUCCGAAUGGGUGGGAAAAAAGGGUAUUCAGGGAAAGAGUCAUCAAGAGCAGGUUUUAUGAAAUCGCAAAGGACAACUUGUCUACCCGCGUGAAGCAGGCGAACAGAGAGGCGCCAGACCACAAAAUAUCAGACAAAGUGAACUCGUUAUUCGAAUUCCUGCGUGAUAAUCAUCUUCUCGAGUAUUGCGCUGCGUUCUACGACAAGAAAUCGAGUCCAUCGUAUGGAGCUGUCAUAUGGUCUAUGGACUACCGUGCAACGGACUGUAUGUACGACAGCGAUAUACUUGUGGGAUGCAGUCAAGGCCUUGAGGGACACACAAGUGCAAGGAAGAAGAUCGAUUCAGCAGCAGCAGGAGGUGGUGGCGAGAGUGUGGCAGACAAGGAAGGGCAUCUUAGGAUGCAAAACGCAAUGGGAGAUGAGUUCAGUGAGCGGUCAUCGAGCACACCACAACCAACACUUAGACCGUCAGAAGGCAUAAGUGUAGCGAGAGCCAGAAGUGAGACAACACCAACAACAGGCGGGGAAGUUGUUGGCGAUGAUGGGAAGGUCGAAAAGAUUGAAGAGGACCAGCGACAAAAAGCAUCAGACGAAGAAGGGUCAAAAUUUCAGGCACAUGAGGUAGUGAAGGCGGUGGCAGGGAAUGUCGAUUCGCAUUCCAAGCAGUCGCAAGGAACACACGAUACGACUGUCAUCACUACACAGACGCAAGGCACCGACGAAGACACAAGGGAGCAAAGUGCACAUGAGAAAGAUGGGGGUGAAGGACCAGUGCUUAUGGAAUGCACUGGUUCAAAAAUGCAAAUAGUUUCGGAAUCAACCAUGGGAGAAAGGAGAGCUAACGUGGAGGGUGUCAGUGGGGCAGAGCAUGAAAAGGUUCCAAGCACGGCAAACAGGGAGAGGGAGGAGGAAAAUGAGAACGAAGAGGAGACGAACAAGAGUCAGAGUGUGAUCAACUUGGUGGACCCGUCAGGUGAGAACGAAGAAACAUCUGACAAGGAAGAAGCGAAAGAGUCGAGAGAGGAGUCUCAAGAAAGAGAGCGUGAUUUGAGCGAAGAGAGUGAGGGAAUAUGCGGUAGAAAAAAAAAAAGCAGGCAGGAAAAAGAGGAAUGCAGAAUGCGACGUUCAAAAAGAUUCAGGGAGAAGAAAGCACAGUACGACGUAUAGUGCAUGUGUGUACGUGGAUGUCAGCCUGCAUUCACAC
Molecule: messenger RNA, 9830 nt
Organism: Chara braunii
Lineage: Eukaryota; Viridiplantae; Streptophyta; Charophyceae; Charales; Characeae
Source: the annotation of a GenBank genome assembly